Molecule: messenger RNA, 2572 nt
Organism: Centrocercus urophasianus (Greater sage-grouse)
Lineage: Eukaryota; Metazoa; Chordata; Aves; Galliformes; Phasianidae
Gene: RBM39
Product: RNA binding motif protein 39
Exons: 17
Coding region: 114-1682 (522 amino acids)
Biological process (GO): mRNA processing
Cellular component (GO): nucleus
Molecular function (GO): RNA binding
Source: RefSeq, a predicted model, not a curated record
UCCCCCACCGUCAACGCAGCCAGCGCCGGAGCCCGGAGCUUUCGCUGCCGUCGCCAGGCCUUGGACACCCGAACGAGGACAGCGGCUGCCCGCGGCGCAGGUGUCCUGAAAAAAUGGCUGAUGAUAUUGAUAUAGAAGCAAUGCUUGAAGCUCCUUACAAGAAGGAUGAGAACAAAUUGAGCAGUGCCAACGGCCACGAGGAGCGCAGCAAGAAGAGAAAAAAGAGCAAGAGCCGAAGUCGAAGCCAUGACAGAAAGAGGAGCAGAAGCAAGGAGCGCAAACGGAGCCGGGACCGGGAAAGAAAAAAGAGCAGGAGCCGGGAAAGGAAGCGGAGCCGAAGCAAGGAGCGCAGGCGCAGCCGUUCCAGGAGCAGGGAUCGCAGAUUCAGAGGCCGCUACAGGAGUCCCUAUUCUGGUCCCAAAUUCAACAGUGCCAUCAGAGGGAAGAUUGGUCUGCCUCACAGCAUCAAAUUAAGCAGACGGCGUUCCAGAAGCAAAAGUCCCUUCAGAAAAGACAAGAGCCCUGUUAGAGAACCUAUUGAUAAUCUUACCCCUGAAGAGAGGGAUGCUCGAACAGUAUUCUGCAUGCAGCUAGCUGCAAGAAUUCGACCAAGAGACCUGGAAGAAUUUUUCUCUACAGUAGGGAAGGUGCGUGAUGUGCGGAUGAUUUCUGAUAGGAAUUCCAGGCGUUCAAAGGGAAUUGCUUAUGUGGAAUUCGUUGAUGUUAGUUCAGUGCCUCUGGCAAUAGGACUCACUGGACAGAGAGUCCUGGGUGUACCAAUCAUAGUGCAGGCAUCACAGGCAGAGAAAAACAGAGCAGCAGCAAUGGCAAACAACCUGCAGAAGGGCAGCGCCGGCCCCAUGAGGCUCUACGUAGGGUCGUUGCACUUCAACAUCACUGAAGAUAUGCUUCGAGGGAUCUUCGAGCCCUUCGGCAGGAUUGAAAGUAUUCAGCUGAUGAUGGAUAGUGAAACUGGACGUUCCAAAGGAUACGGAUUUAUUACGUUCUCAGACUCAGAGUGUGCCAAAAAGGCUUUGGAGCAGCUCAAUGGAUUUGAGCUGGCUGGCAGGCCGAUGAAAGUUGGGCAUGUAACUGAGCGCACUGAUGCUUCCAGUGCUAGCUCGUUUUUGGACAGCGAUGAGUUGGAGCGAACUGGAAUUGACUUGGGAACAACUGGUCGCCUUCAGUUGAUGGCAAGACUUGCAGAGGGUACUGGGUUGCAGAUUCCCCCGGCUGCACAGCAGGCUCUGCAGAUGAGUGGGUCGUUGGCAUUCGGGGCUGUGGCAGAUCUGCAAACAAGACUCUCUCAGCAGAAUGAAGUUUUGGCUGCAGCUGCUUCUGUACAACCACUUGCAACACAGUGCUUCCAGCUUUCCAACAUGUUUAAUCCUCAAACUGAAGAAGAAGCUGGCUGGGAUACAGAAAUUAAAGAUGACGUGAUUGAGGAAUGUAACAAACAUGGAGGAGUUAUCCACAUUUAUGUAGACAAAAACUCAGCUCAGGGCAACGUGUAUGUGAAAUGUCCUUCCAUUGCUGCUGCCACCGCAGCUGUGAGCGCGUUGCACGGGAGAUGGUUUGCAGGUAAAAUGAUCACAGCAGCCUACGUACCUCUCCCGACGUACCACAGCCUGUUCCCAGACUCCAUGACUGCAACCCAGCUACUGGUUCCCGUUCGACGAUGAAGAUGGAUUUAGUCAGUUUUGUACAUAGUUAUUUUUUGGAGGAAGAUUGAGUUAUCUUUUAUUUAGAUAAAACUAAAGGAAAGGAUUUAAUGUCAUUUUGUGUACACUUCCUGCUACCUUUAAAAUAAAAUGAAGUAAGCAGAAAUGCAGUGUGUUCAUUCUCCCUAACUAGCAUUUCCACUGUAUACAAAGCUGUUGACUUCUUGUUCUGCCUUGUAAUUCUUGUACAUUUACUAAGGUGAUCUGUAGGAACUGAGAAGUAGCUCAUAGAAAAUAAAUUCUCUGUAAAAGGCAGAUGGGACAUAAUUCAAUUUUUAAGUGUUUCACGAGCCUUUCUUUUAAUGCAGCAAUUACAAUUGACAUUUCACUAAAUGUAGGUGAUCUGCUCGAGGUUAAUAUCAGAGGUAGAGACUGUGAAGGGACAUAUUUAGUGUUGUGUAUAAAGGGGAACUGGAAAGGCUGCUGGAAGCUGACCUGGCCCGGCGCUCAGUGCGCUGUGCUGAACGAGGGUAAGAAUGGAAGGACUGGAGGGUUUUAUUUCUCGAUGGUAACUUUUGAUUAAUGUUAUCUGUAAAAGUUUCUUUGUAAAUACUGUGUGAGGUGUGUCUACGUUUCCAAACAAAACCAUCUCUGCAUUUCCGGACAGGUUUCUGUGCGUGCAGUAGCUGAAGGAUUUCAGCAGAGUCUGAAGGUGGGCAGGAAAUACAGAAACAUGUUUUGUUCUGGUUGCAUAUAAUCUUUGCUCUUUUUAAGCUCUGUGAGCUCUGAAAUAUAUUUUUGGGUUACUUCAGUGUGUUUGACAAGACAGCUUGAUAUUUCUAUCAAACAAAGACUUUCAUAUUGCAACAAUCUUUGUAAGAACCACUCAAAUAAAAUUCUCUUAAAAAGGC